CGCCUCCACCGCCCACCGGAGAUCUCCCACCGCCCGGCUCCGGCGGCGAGGGCGCCACCUCCGCUCUGCCGCCGUCUCUUACACCUCCACCGCGGACCGGCGAGCCUCCCGGAGCUCCCUCUAGGCCCGAAGGCUACAGGUGUUGAUAAUAUCUCUAAUAUAGCUAGGAAAAAGUGUGAAAAAAUGGAAGCUCUUGAUGAUGCCAUUGAAGCCGGAGGAAAGAAUUCAAUGAAAUGCACACUGAUUUUGGCUCAGGGAGAUUCAGCCAAAUCAUUUGUUAUGUCUGGCAUGGACGUUCUUGGUCGUGAACAUUAUGGUGUACUAUCUCUUAUGGGCAAGGUGGAAAAUGUUCGCGACUCAGAUGUCAAAGAUUCAGUGAGCCCAAUCAUUCAAAACAUAAUGAAUGCACUGGGGCUUGAUUUUGAGGCUUGUUAUAAAACUGCCUAUAAAUUAAGAUAUGGCCAUGUGAUGUUUAUGAUGGAUCAGGAUGCUGAUGGAAUUCAUACUAAAGGACUCCUACUUAAUAUAUUUGGCAAAUAUUGGCCUUCGCUACUGAAAAUAGAUCGAUUUUUAUCUGAUUUUACCACACUAUUAGUAAAGGCAGAAGCUAAAGAUGGUGGUGCCGAAGAAAUAUUCUACACGAUGGAAAGUUUCAAUAGAUCUGAUGUUAAAAGAGACAUCGAUUCUUGGAACAUUACGCACAUUAAGGGCCUGGGAUCUUUGAUGGCAGAAGAGGCCAAAGAUUAUUUUGCAAACAUAGAUGACCAUAGAAGAUAUUUCAAAUGGAGUGGCGAGAUAGACUCCAGGGCCCUUGAAGUAUGUUUUGUGAAAGAUAAAUGGAAUGCCAGAAAGAUUUGGAUCAUGAGGACUAUGAGCUUGCAGUCGCAGAUUGAAAAUGAGGAGUUCUCGCGAUUUGUAAUCAAGGACUUAUUGGGCUCAGUGCCAUCAAUGAUGGAUGGUCUAAAGACCACACAACGAAAGGUGUUGUUUGCUGCUAUGGAAGACCUCAAGGAAAAGAAACAGUGCUGUCCUUGCUUCAAUUAGCUUCUCAUUAAAGAAAGCAAUGAGUAACUUUCAUGAGAUAAAAGAAUCCUAAUGCCUGUUCCACUCGCAUCACAUUCAGAUGACAUAUUCUGUCACAAUGGAACCACGCCUGAU
Panicum virgatum (switchgrass) is the source of this 1158-nucleotide messenger RNA. Its product is annotated as DNA topoisomerase 2-like. Gene Ontology annotation, cellular component: nucleus. The coding region runs from base 184 to 1044 and encodes 286 amino acids. Gene Ontology annotation, biological process: resolution of meiotic recombination intermediates; DNA topological change; sister chromatid segregation. NCBI's taxonomy places the organism in Eukaryota, Viridiplantae, Streptophyta, Magnoliopsida, Poales, Poaceae. Gene Ontology annotation, molecular function: ATP binding; DNA topoisomerase type II (double strand cut, ATP-hydrolyzing) activity; DNA binding. The record is from RefSeq and is a predicted model, not a curated record. The transcript has 8 exons.